AUGGAUCGGUACACCAUUCUCUCUACAGUUAACAUCAUCCUCUCUAUCACAGCGCUUCUUGGAAAUUCUCUAAUCCUUGUUGCCCUUCACAAGGAAUCUUCCCUUCAAUCGCCGUCCAAACUCUUGUAUCGAUGUCUGGCAACAACUGAUCUGUUGGUUGGUUUUGUUUGCCAGCCUCUCCAUGCUACUCUUUGGAUGUCCGUAGUUCGCGAACACCGGAGUCUUUGUCGAUACUUAGGCUAUGCAAACUACAUAAGCUAUGCAUUAUGUGGAGUGUCUCUGUUGACGAUGACGGCCAUAUGCGUCGACAGACUUUUUGCCCUGUUGUUGGGGCUGAGAUACAAACAAAUCGUAACUUUGAAGCGCACCUAUAUCAUUGUAGUUACCUUCUGGGUUUUUUCUCCUUUCUGGACUUCCUUAAACGCCAUAUUUGAUCACCGCAUACUGUAUUUGUGCACCGGCAUAUUUAUACUACUUUGCCUGAUUAUUUCACUGGCCUCGUACACAAAGAUUUUUUGCACUCUCAGGCAUCAUCAUACUCAAGUACACGGUAAUGUUCAACAACAGCCGAGCCAACCAAGUGCACUAAACAUGGCGCGAUACAGAAAGGCAGUGCACAGUACACUGUGGGUACAGUUAGCAUUGAUUGUUUGUUAUGCGCCAUUCUUUAUUGUAUUGUUAUUGGCAAUCGUUCAUAAUGGAAUAUCUUCGUCACACUUGUUCGUCAUAUUGCAAAUAACAAUUGUCUUAGUCUACUUUAAUUCAACGUUAAAUCCGUUUCUUUACUGCUGGAAGAUUAGUGAAGUAAGACUAGCAGUAAAGCAGACAAUCAGACAAACCAAGUAUCAUCAUACUCAAGUACACGAUCAUGUCCAAUAUCCGCCAAGCCAACCAAAUGCACUGAACAUGGCGCGAUACAGAAAGGCGGUGCACAGUGCACUUUGGGUGCAGUUAGCAUUAAUUGUUUGUUAUGCGCCAUCCUCUACUGUAUCGUUAUUGGCAAUCGUUCAUAAUGUAAUAUCUUCGUCACACUUGUUCGCCAUAAAGGAGAUAACAACUGUCUUAGUCUACUUUAAUUCAACGUUAAAUCCGUUUCUUUACUGCUGGAAGAUUAGUGAAGUA
This is a messenger RNA of Stylophora pistillata, 1122 nucleotides long. RefSeq names its product melanocyte-stimulating hormone receptor-like. The record is from RefSeq and is a predicted model, not a curated record. NCBI's taxonomy places the organism in Eukaryota, Metazoa, Cnidaria, Anthozoa, Scleractinia, Pocilloporidae.